Ailuropoda melanoleuca (giant panda) is the source of this 5593-nucleotide messenger RNA. RefSeq names its product zinc finger protein OZF. Lineage: Eukaryota; Metazoa; Chordata; Mammalia; Carnivora; Ursidae. The coding region runs from base 469 to 2013 and encodes 514 amino acids. The transcript is spliced from 5 exons. Gene Ontology annotation, biological process: regulation of DNA-templated transcription. The record is from RefSeq and is a predicted model, not a curated record.
GGGGAGGAGGUGCACACAUGGGUCGAGAGCGCUGAGUGGCGGGGCGUAGCGCAAGUAGGGAGCCAGCGUGGAAGGCUGGGCUUGUCCGGGGGCGGUGGAUAACACCUGGGAGCGGCUGGGGGGACCUUCCGAGCCGGGGGCGCGCGCCAGGCCCCGCAGUCACCGUGGGCAGGUGGGGCUGAGCCUGGUCAGAAGCAGGUGCUCGGUGCGGGCCGGGCUGUACGGAGACCGUGAACCCGACCCUGCUUGCAGCUCGACCGGGGAAAAGGCUUCCCCGCAGCAGGAGGGGAAAGCGCGUUCCUAACGUUGACAACGAACGUGCUGGAAAGCUCGGGAGGCGGGUCUGCGGUGGAGCCCGAGUUGGGGAGCCGCAAAGACUAGGUAAAUUUCAAGUCAGACGCCUGUUACUUCUCUGGAAAUGAGGAUAAUAAUAAGCUGAGCCUUACAAUCUCCCAAGAGGGGCCAAAAAUGAACACAUCUCAGGCAUCCGUGUCAUUCAAGGAUGUGACUGUGGAGUUCACCCAGGAAGAAUGGCAGAAAAUUGGCCCUGCUCAGAGGACUCUGUACAGAGAUGUGAUGCUGGAGAUCUUCAGCCACCUCGUCUCCGUGGGGUAUUGCUAUACAACACCAGAAGUGAUCUUAAGGUUGGAGCAAGCAGAAGAUGCAUGCUUGUUAGAGAAAGAAUUUCUAACCAGGAACUCCUCAGAAGAUUGCCAACAUGAUAACCUCUUAGAGAAGAGCCAAGAAAUCCAAGACAGACAUUUGUGGCAAGUUUUAUUUACUCAUUUUCAGAGAACUGACACAGGAGAGGAAAGGUUCAGCCAGGAGUCACACUUAAGAGUAAAUCACGCAGACCUGACGCCCUUUGAAUGUGGACAAAACUUCAGCCAUAAUUUAACUCACACAACAGAGAAAUUCUGUAAUCAUAAUAUAUGCAGGGGAACCCUCCGCCACCAAUCAGCCCACAGUGCAUGUCAGAGGACUCACAUAAGGUUGAAACCCUAUGAGUGUAGUGAAUGCGGAAAAUCCUUCCAUAAGAAAUCGUACCUCCUUACGCACCAGAGAAUUCACACGGGGGAGAAACCUUACAAGUGUAACGAAUGUAGGAAGGAUUUCAGCCACAAGUCAGGCCUACAGAAACAUGAGAAAACUCACACAGGGGAGAGACCUUACGAGUGUGUUGAAUGUGGGAAAACUUUCAGCCGCAAGUUAGGCCUGAGAGUACAUCAGAGAACUCAUACAGGGGAGAGACCCUAUGAAUGUAGUGAAUGUGGAAAAACUUUUGUCCAGCAGUCAGCUCUCAAAACACAUCAGAUCAUUCACACAGGGGAGAAGCCUUAUGAAUGUAAUGAAUGUGGGAAAACCUUUGCCCAGAACUCAACCCUCAGAAAACACCAGACAAUUCACACAAGGGAGAAGUCCUAUGAAUGCAAGGAAUGUGGAAAAGCCUUCAACCAGAAGUCAAGUCUAGGAACGCACCAGAGAACUCACACAGGGGAGAAACCAUACGAAUGUAAAGAGUGUGGGAAGGCUUUCAGUCAGAAGGCAAACCUAGGAAAACACCAGAGAACUCACACAGGGGAGAAGCCCUAUGAAUGUUACGAGUGUGGAAAAGCCUUCAAACAGAAGUCAAGCCUAGAAAUACACCGGAGAAUUCACACAGGGGAGAAACCAUACGAAUGUAAUGAGUGUGGGAAGGCUUUCAUUCAGAAGUCAAGCCUGGAAAAACACCAGAGAACUCACACAGGGGAGAAGCCAUAUGAAUGUAAUGAGUGUGCGAAGGCUUUCACCACAAAGUCAGGCCUAAGAGUACAUCAAAGGGUUCACACAGGAGAGAAACCCUAUGAGUGUAAUGAAUGUGGGAAAGCUUUUAACAAGAAGCCUGGCUUAAGAUUACACCAAAGAACUCACACAGGAGAAGAACACUAUGAAUGUAAUGAGUGUGGCAGAGCCUUCACCUCUAAAUCAGUCCUCAGAGGACAUCAGGAAACUCAUAAAAGGGAAAAACUCUAAAUAUGAUGAAUGUGAGAAAGCUUUUAGUGAGAAAUCUGGUUUAAAAUUACUACAGAGAACUCACACAGGAGUUCUGAAUGUAAUGAGCAUGGCAGAGCCUUCACCUACAGAUGAGUCCUCAGAGGACAUCAGGAAACUCAUAAAGGGGAAGGUCUGUAUUAAUGGAAUAAAUGUGGGAAAGCCCUCGGUCAUAAAUCGGGCUUAAGAAAACAUCAGGGGAUUCAUACAGUGAAAGGAACCCUAUGAAUGUAAGGAAUGUGGAACAACUUAGAUCCUGAAGUCAAACCCCAGAGAUCACGCACAAGAAAGCCUUAUGUGAACAUACUGAGCAAACGAAAACAUUGAUUGCAAAUCAAAUACAUGAGAGAACUAUAGCUGUUCUGUUUUACAAACUUCAGACUGUUUUCCUGUGUUUUUUCCAGGGCUGGCCAUUUGCCUGAAUAUUUGCCCAGCUUGGCCUGCCUCUGUCCACAUAUGUGUAUGCCUGGCCUCACAAAACCUCUGACAUGUGUUUGCUUAUACAAGAAUGCUUUUUGAGACCUUCCAGAGAGUAUGUGUAAACAUCAGCCUUCCCUGGAUCCUAGAACCCUGAUAGAGAGCCAGGAGUUCAGUGGAUCCGUGCAAACCUGUGGUCCUCGGUUGGAAUCCGGACUUAGCUGCCUCUUAGGCCAGUGACCUCAUCUCCCUGAGUCUGUUCCCUCGUCUGUAAAGUGUAGCAGCAGCGUCUGCCUUGCGUGGUUGUGGUAAAGAUUCAAGUGCUCAUGGUGGAAACAAAGCAAUGUCAGUUCCCUUCUGUGUUUAGAUAAUUCACAUCUCCCAAGAGAUGCUUACGGAUGAAGUUAGGGGGAAGAAGAGGCAGGAGUGUGGCGAUGACAGGAACUUGAAAGAAUAGAGAGAGCUGAAGGAGGGAUGGAAGCAGAGCGAGAGGAAUCCGUGCAGUGCCCUGGGCUCAUGGCUCCACUCCUUGGACCUUUACCAGGACAGUCCACAUAUCACCCCCUCAUGAUUCGAGUCUCCCUGGACGACCACAGUGGCGAUUGAGUGGGUCCCAGUGGACUGUCUGCAGAGACAUGCAUCUCUGGUGUUCACAGAUACAAGCUCAGGGCCACGGCAACCAUCUUGAGAUGUGUGUGGACUGGAAAUGGGUGAAAAUGGAAGCUCUGUUGCCAGAGCACAUUUGGGGACCCUGAGGAUUUGGGUGAAGUCUGGGUUUCUCGACCAAGCCUUUCUUGUAGUUUCUUUAUAAUCUUUAAAAUAUGUAAAGGCUAAUAACUACAUUAUUCAAAUUUUACUUAAAGCAACUCAUAAUUUGAUUUACAGAUGCAUUUCUCUUUAAAAGAAACAUUUAUAUUAGUAAUACUAAAGGAAACCAGUUUAUAACUUGCCAUCUAUAGAAACUAAUUGAAAAAACGUGCAAAAACAGAAUAGCAACUUAAAAAUUGUAAAUUUAUGAUCUAAUCAGUUUUUUUUAUUAUCUUGUUAGUUACCAUAUAGGACUUCAUUAGUUUCGAUGUAGUGUUCCAUGAUUCAUUAUUUGCGUAUAACACCCAGUGCUCAUUAAAGAUCAUCUCUGGCAUUAGAAAAAUGACUUGAAGGAACCUCCUAGAUAUAGGAAGGACAAUCAGGUCUUGGGGGCUUUCAGUCACUGAAAUAUCUCACUGUCUCAAGGUUCAAAGGGCUGACGUGACCGAAGCUAAUUUCCAUAAGGGGGAAGGAAGGAUGUGGCUCAAACCAGUUGUGAUGGAGGCACUCGAAAUUAAAGUGUACGAUUUCUAGAUUAUGGGCAUGAUCACAAGCAAAGACCUGUUACAGACCAGCACUCAUUCCCCUAUGGAAGCAAGUUAUUUCCCCGUGUUUAGAAGUGGAGUUUGGGAUACCUGGUUUGUUUGGAACAUGGCCUCUGCACCAUUUCAGAAAGCUCCCAGUCUGAGGAAAAUAUGCUCAUGGUUGGUUUUAGGGGCCCAAAUAUAUGAAACUGGCCCCGGGUCCCCCCUGCCAUGUUAUGGGCAAAUCAAGUUCUGAGGAAGAAGAGAAGUGUAAUUCUUUCACACAGUCUCAUCCUUUCCAUUCCCAUCACCAGAGUUGUAGUUCAGACUCUUUCUUCUAAGACACUAAAAUGUAGAGAUAGUGUGGGAAACAUGCCCAUUGUGGAAUAUAACGGAAUGUGUAUCUGUGAACCCACCACCUAGCUCAGGAAUAACAGUAUCGGUCAUGACAGUAUAUCUACUGGUAUACACUUUCCCUGUCUAUCCCCUCCCUCCCAGAGGCAACAACCUUUCAAAAUUGUGUGGGUAUGCGUGUGUGUGUGUGUGUGUGUGUGUGUGUGUGUGUGUGUGAGAUUGGCUUGAAAAAACUAGCAUGAUGAAUUAUGAAUCUGUAAACAGUAAUUGGUUCUACUGAUUUCAAGGUUAAUUAGAAUGGUCAUAUGUCCUGCUUUUUUUGAUUCAAUGUUACAUACCUAACAUUUGUACGUAUUGAUUUAUAGGGUUGUACUUCACUCAGUUUCACUUAUGUACAGCUUGAUAUUAAAAUGUAUUCAUUUGUGGUUUUGCCCACAUAUUUUAGAAUAGAGAAAUGUAUUUCUAAAUUCUAACUUCUUGAAGGAAAUGAAAAAAAGAAAUGGAAAGGUUGGGUUGCAAGCUUAUGCCAGGAUGUUGAUAGGAAACUUUCUGACUCCGUUUACCUGGGCUGCAGGAUCUCAGCUGGAACUGUCCCAUAGUCUAAGAGAUGGUGUACAGUUACCAAGCAGGACUUGGAAAGAUGUGUCCAAAAGCUACUCUGUGACUGAUAAGUUCAGAAAACAUGAUUGGGUAGUUAGGAAGUGUUUUCUUCUUGAUAUUUGUUGGUAGCUUUUUAAAAUUUUUUACUUAGGUAAAAUAUGCAUAACAUAAAAUUUACCGUUUUAAUUAUUUCUGAAGUACCUUUUCAGUGGCAUUAAAUAUAUUCACAGCGUUGUGCAACCAUUUACCUACGUUCAUUUCCAGAACUUUCUUCAUCUACCCAAACUGAAAUUCUAUAUCCAUUAAAUGCUAACUCCCCAAUCCUACUUCCAGCCCCUGGCAAACACCAUUCUGCUUUCUGUCUUUACUGGUUUGACUGAUCUGUGUACAUCAUAUACAUGGAAUCAUGCAGUAUUUGUCUCCUUGUGACUGACUUAUCUUACUUAGCAGGGUGUCUUCAGGAUUCAUCAGUGUGUGUAAGAAUUUCCUCCAUUUUUUAAGCUGAAUAAUAUCCCAUUGUGUGUUUUCUUUAUCCUUUUUUAAUUUUUUGUUUAUCCAUUUAUCUGUCCGUGGGCACUUGGAUUGCAUCUACCAUUUGGAUAUGUUAGAUACUGCUCCUGUUAACGUGGGUGUAUGAAUAAUUAAUUCUUCAAGAUCCCACUUUCAGUUCUUUUGAGUACGUACCCAGAGGUAGAAUUUCUGCAUCCUACAGUAAUUCAAUUUUUAGUUUAUUGAGGAACCAUUACACCGUUUUCCAUAGCAUCUGCACCAUUUUACAUUCCCACUAGCAGUCCACAAGGGUUUUGAUUUUUUUUCACAGUGUCCCUGAUACUUCUUAUUUUCUAUUACUUUGGUAAUUG